AUGGACCCGCCGAACCACGCCAAGCCGGCGGGCCCCGCCAAUGUCGACCUCGUCCUCCUCAUCCCGCCCGACCAUCCCCAGCCGCAGCUCCACCCCAACCACCACCAGCCGCAGCAGCCGCCGAUGACGCCGACGACGCCGUUGCCGGAGGCCGCAAAACCUCCCCAAAACCCCGAGAAGACGGCCGCCUCGAGCCCCCACGCGCCGUCCUCGCGCCCGCCGCUGCCUCCCGCCUCGGCCGCGCUCCUCCGCCGCCGCUCGUCGCUCACCAAGCCCAAGUCCCGCUUCGUCGAGCCCGCGGCCCCGCCCUCCUCCGCCGCCGCCGCCGCGGCCUCCUCCACUUCGUCGCACGCCUCCCCCGCGCACCCCGCCGCCGCCGCAGGGGGCGGCUCGGGGGCGGCUUCCACGCCGCACACCCCCGCGGAAGCCGACGACGAGGAGGAGGUGUUCCCCAAGGAGGUCCGGCGCAAGUCGUCGGCGCGCUGCCGCCGCAGGAUGAAGCUGAGCGUGGAGCUCCUCGUGCUCGUCCUCUUCCUCGCGCUGCUCGUCGUCAGCCUCGUGGUGCGGCCGCUCAAGGGGGCUGGAUUCUGGGGCCUGGAGAUCUGGAAGUGGUGCGUCAUGGUCAUCUGCGUCUUCUCCGGCCACCUCGUCAGCCAUUGGGUCGUCACGCUCGUCGUCUUCCUCGUCGAGCGCAACUUCCUCCUCCGCAACAAGGUGCUCUACUUCGUCUUCGGCCUCAAGAAGAGCGUCCAGGUCUGCCUCUGGAUCGGGCUCGUGCUCAUCGCCUGGUCGCAGCUCUUCGACCGCGACGUCGGGCGAUCGGCCAAGACGGCCAGAAUUCUCAAUUAUGUGUCCAGGUUUCUCGCCUCCGUGCUCAUUGGAUCAGUCAUUUGGUUGGUCAAGACGUUCCUCAUGAAGGUGGUGGCAUCCACGUUCCACCGGAAGGCGUUCUUCGAUCGGAUUCUGGAGAAUGUGUUCGAUCAGUACGUCCUGCAGACGUUGUCGGGGCCGCCCGUGAUGGAGCUGGCAGAAAAUGUGGGCCGGGAGGGUAGUGGUCUUGGGCGGGUGAGCUUCACCAAACCGAAGGAGGAGAAAGGCUCGCCGGGUGUGAUUGACGUGAUGAAACUGAGGAAGAUGAGCCAGGAGAAGGUGUCGGCGUGGACGAUGAAAGGGUUGAUGGCGGCAAUCGGAAGCUCAAGGCUGUCAACGAUAUCUAAUACGAUCGAGAGCUUUGAUGAUGUUGAUGGCAUGGAGCAGAAGGAUAAGGAGAUAAAUAAUGAGUGGGAGGCAAAGGCAGCUGCAUCUGCCAUUUUCAAGAACGUCGCAAGACCCGGCUAUAAGCACAUUGAGGAGGUGGAUCUGCUAAGAUUUUUCAACAAGGAGGAGGUGGAUUUGGUGCUUCAAAGGUUUGAGGGAGCAUUUGAGACCAGGAAGAUAAAAAAGUCUGCACUGAAGAACUGGGUGGUAAAGGCAUAUCUUGACCGCAAAUCACUGGCACAUUCUUUGAAUGACACAAAAACAGCGGUUAUGCAACUUCACAAUCUGAUCAGGGUUUUAGUGAUUAUUAUAAUCAUUAUCAUCACUUUGUUGUUGAUGGGCAUUGCGACAACAAAAAUCCUCCUUGUCAUCUCGUCCCAACUUUUAGUUGUGGUAUUCAUAUUUGGAAAUGCCUGCAAGACUGUAUUUGAGGCUCUUAUAUUUGUAUUCAUCAUGCAUCCAUUUGAUGUUGGCGACCGCUGUGUCAUCGAUGGAAUACAGAUGGUUGUCGAAGAAAUGAAUAUAUUAACCACUAUUUUCUUGAAAAAUGACAAUGAGAAAGUAUAUUACCCGAACUCUGUAUUAUCAACAAAGGCAAUCAGCAACUUUUAUCGAAGUCCCAAUAUGUAUGACACCAUUAAUUUUACGAUUGAUGUUUCAACUUCAAUUGAGAGAAUUGGAGCUUUGAAGUCCAGAAUCAAGGGGUACAUAGACAGCAAACCGACGCACUGGUGCCCUAUUCACACCGUAAACUUAAAGGACAUCUUGGACGUGAACAAGAUCAACAUGUCGCUGUGUGUCCAGCAUACGAUGAACUUCCAGAAUAUCCGAGAGAGGAACCUCAGGAGAUCUGAGCUCGUCAUGGAACUAAAGAAACUGUUUGAGGAGAUGUCCAUCACCUACCACCUUUUGCCCCAAAAGGUUGAGCUUAGCUUUGUCGGCCCAAAUCCAAUACCCAUUGCUCUUCCACAAAGCAGAUAAACAAUGGGAAAGCUAACAACUGAUGACCGUACCAUGGUGGUCAAGGAGGCUGACAGCUAAUGACUUUACAGUUUGUACUGAUGUUCUUCAAAAUAUUUUUGUACAUGCCUAAGCCUCCUGUGGGAAUACUUUAGCGUAUGCAUUGUAUGGAAACGAUAAUUUGUGCCUGAUAUAUACGUUAUAUAUUCCACGUUGGGUCACUGAAAUUGGAAAGCUCGAUAGUUGGGUA
Messenger RNA from Oryza sativa Japonica Group (Japanese rice), 2467 nucleotides. Its product is annotated as mechanosensitive ion channel protein 10. Gene Ontology annotation, biological process: detection of mechanical stimulus; transmembrane transport; monoatomic anion transport. NCBI's taxonomy places the organism in Eukaryota, Viridiplantae, Streptophyta, Magnoliopsida, Poales, Poaceae. Gene Ontology annotation, cellular component: plasma membrane. Gene Ontology annotation, molecular function: mechanosensitive monoatomic ion channel activity. The record is from RefSeq and is a predicted model, not a curated record.